This is a messenger RNA of Gossypium arboreum, 3185 nucleotides long. Its product is annotated as probable E3 ubiquitin-protein ligase RHG1A. The record is from RefSeq and is a predicted model, not a curated record. Gene Ontology annotation, molecular function: ubiquitin protein ligase activity. The transcript has 6 exons. The coding region runs from base 779 to 2854 and encodes 691 amino acids. NCBI's taxonomy places the organism in Eukaryota, Viridiplantae, Streptophyta, Magnoliopsida, Malvales, Malvaceae.
AGACAUAUUCCACCUGCAAUACAAGUUAUUGCCCCUCAUCUCAAGAUAGUGCCUUAGUUUUAUUUGUCUCAUUUUUUUUCUUUCAAGUAAUAACUUGCAAAUCAUGGAUACAUUGAUUCUUUUUCCCUUUUUGUUUUUCCAUUUGAAAAACAUGUGAUGGAGAAAAGAAAGAAACAGAUUCCAUCUAUUAGGGGGAGGGAUAAUAGUCAAAAUUUAUAAACUCAGAUUCACAAAAGCAAUCAGAUAUUUUAGGUGUUUAUAGGAAUAAAAAAGGUAAGAAAAUAUAAAAGUUCAUUCGAGUAGUAUCCCUAUUAAAACUAUAACAAUGCCACGUUUGUGUUGAAUAGUUUUUCAUGUCAUGCAUGUUCUUGGGGUCACAAAUAAAAAAGGUUGCUGAGGAGGUCAGAAAGAAAGAGAUGCAUGUGGAGGGGUGAAAGAGGGCUAAAGAGAAGGGAAGGUGAGGGGUGCAAGUGGAGGUGCUUGGCGCGAAAGUGAUGGAAACAAAACAAAACAAAACACGGGGUUGGGGUUUAGUGUUUUGUGGGGCUUAGCCUACGAACCGCAUUGGGGGACGGGGUCUUAGAGGUUUGUGAGGGGAGAAAGGGUUGUUUUUUCUUUACUAAUAUAUAUAUAUUGCAUUUUGCAGAAUCUAACAAGGAAAAGAAAGAUUGACAUGAAAACCAUUUGGUAAGCGGCUGAACAGGACCCCUUUGCCUAGUUGUUGUUGUUGCUGCUGCUGGACUUUAGGAUAAUUGUACGGAAAUUCAUACAAGUCCUAAUGCAGGGGCAAAGGGGUACUGUUGGUUCCUUGCCUGAAACCUUUGAUCAUAGCUCUACAUCAAGUAAUGCUGUUGCUGAACAGCAGGAUUGCUGGAAUAAUAUUCGAAAUCCUAUAGAAAACAGAUUGCCUGAUUGUUUGCUGUCAACCAAUGACAUGAACAUUGGAUAUGCGAACUUUAUGGGUCGAGAGGAGCAGCUUGGUAGAUGGAGCUUGGUUGAUGUUAACUCUAGUGGCACACAAAAUGAGGUUAGCCAUAACGAGUGGAAAACAGAUCAUAGGUGGUCAUCUUCUAUUAGUGCUUCUGCAAAUGCUGGUCCCAGGUUAGAAGGGCGGAGGUAUGAACAGAACUCUUUAUUUUCCCAAAGUUCUAAUUCUGAUACUGUUUCUCAGAAUCUGAGGUUAAAUGCCGGAUUAGCGGGUGUUGAUGAUAAUAGCUGUCAAGUUACAGAGCGGCUUAACCUCCAUAAGCCUAGUGGAUCUGAGAAUGAGCAGAAUUUACCGGGCACUGGUCCUGAAGCUUUUCUAGUUUCUUCUGGAAGUGGUGGGUAUGUGGUGGAUGAUAAUGAUAGCAGACCUGGCUGCUCAUAUGAGGGUUGUCGUGCAUCAUGCAAAAGAAAGGCUCUGGAAGGAAAUGUUGGGCAGUGCUCUUCUAGUGGAAGUUCUGGCUACUUUCGUAGUGCUGAAAGUAGUGCAUGGCAUGGCAUUUCUGCUAGCUAUACUGCAGGAAGCAAUGUGAAUAUAUCUCCCCCCUCAAGACAGGUGCACCCGAGACUUGGAUUAGAUGUCAGAGGAUCAGCUUCUAACAGCAUUCCCGAACAGAUUGUUUUGCCACCAACUGCAGAGAGCUCACACAGGAAUGUCCAUCUGAGAAUAAAUCCUUCAAGUAUACAGGAGCCUAUUGCUUAUCCGAUAUUUCCUUCUGGUGAUAUGUCCUGGCAGUCUGUUUUUUCUUCUGCACAACAGCCAUCAAGGCUUUUUCCAGCUAAUCAUUCUCUGGAAUUAUGGUCGGCACCAGUGGUACAUAAUGCAAAUUCUGAAAACCCGAAUGUCAUAAGCCAUGUUCCAUCUUUGCUGCGAAAUGGAGGUUCUGGUUCAAGAAUGGGCAGUUCAUCAAAUUCUAAUCCUUCUGCUGAUAGAGAUGUACCACGUGCAAGAUACAAAUCAAGAAGCAUGGCUAGAAACAUAUUACAUCAUCCUAUGUUUGUUCCUGCACCAGAAUUAAGAACUUUGGUUAGAAAUCCAGUUUUAAGCAGUGGAAAUAUAAGUUCUCCUGGAAAUGUUGCCUCUACAUCUCAUGCAGGCUCAAAUAAUGGUGCUAAUGUUACGUCUGCAUCCACCUGGGUUCCUCAUCCCAACCCCUCUUCACAAUACCCCCAAAGGUUGUCUGAACUUGUUCGUCAAUCACUAAUGUCUUCUCUUGGCACUGAAUCUGGAGGCCAGAGCAAUCAUUCUUCACUUCCUUCAGGACCUACUACUUCUCCGGAAGCGAUGCUGCUUUCCUCUCAUGUAGCUAGUCAGGUUCCCCAUCGUCCAUAUCCUAGGUCAUUGCCAUGGUUGGGGAGACAAGAUGCUGGUUUUGUUGGAAUUCCCCACUCAUUGCGAACUUUAGCUGCUGCCACUGAAGGCAGAAGCAGGCUUGUUGUGUCUGAGGUUCGCAAUGUAUUGGAUCUCAUGCGUAGGGGGGAGAACUUGCGGUUUGAGGAUGUUAUGAUCCUUGAUCAAUCAGUACUUUUAGGGGUAGCUGAUAUUCAUGAUCGGCACAGGGAUAUGCGGCUCGAUGUUGAUAACAUGUCAUAUGAGGAGUUAUUGGCUCUAGAAGAGCGCAUUGGUAACGUAAGCACUGGGUUGAGUGAAGAAACUAUAUUAAACCGUCUGGAACGACGAAAGUACUCUAGUGCACCGGGAGCUCAGUUAGAGGCAGAACCAUGUUGUGUUUGUCAGGAAGAGUAUAAUGAUGGAGAAGAUAUUGGGACACUGGAAUGUGGCCAUGGCUUCCAUGCUGAUUGCAUUAAACAAUGGUUGAUGCACAAAAACUUGUGCCCCAUCUGUAAAACAACGGGUUUGACUAAAUGAGGCAAUUAGUCCUUCCUUGGGUCAGGGAAAGGGACCGGCAUGGCUUCUUCCAUUCAUCAAAACUUGAUGCCUUCCAAGUGUGCUGUAUGCAGCGAACAGAGGAAUUAAUUUUUACUUCCAACUAUGUCAAAACAAAGUCAUUUUCUGGGUGGAUGACACAAAUGUCUGAAGCACUGGGAACACAAAAAGCUGGUUUCAACAUUUUUCAUUUUCUAUUAGUUUUUAUGUAUGAAUUUUUAGCCCAUCGGCGACAUCAUAGAUUAACGGAUGAUGGUUUGAUAGCAACUUUUAACUGAAAAGAGCAACGAUGCUUGACAUUGAAGGUCUGAAA